Liolophura sinensis is the source of this 1335-nucleotide messenger RNA. Its product is annotated as growth hormone secretagogue receptor type 1-like. Gene Ontology annotation, molecular function: G protein-coupled receptor activity. Gene Ontology annotation, biological process: G protein-coupled receptor signaling pathway. NCBI's taxonomy places the organism in Eukaryota, Metazoa, Mollusca, Polyplacophora, Chitonida, Chitonidae. The record is from RefSeq and is a predicted model, not a curated record. Bases 1 to 1335 code for a protein of 444 amino acids. The transcript is spliced from 2 exons. Gene Ontology annotation, cellular component: membrane.
AUGGAAACGUCCACUCUAAACCAGAUGGAUUGUGUGAACAUUUCUUCUACGAUCGGCGAGACCUUUGAUCCAGAAAGAAAAGCAAGAGCUAACUCCUCCGUGGAGGAAGACGUGUUGGGCUCGCUAGAUCAGGACUGCUUGUCGGAACUUCUCAGCAUCAUAGCGACAAACCUUAUGGUAAAGUCAGCUCCACUUGUAACCUACAUGGUCGUUUUGAUGUUGGUAGGCAUCGUUGGAAACGGGCUGGUUAUUUUGGUUUACCAAAGAAAGAAAAUUAAAACCACGGCUAACGUAUUCAUGCUAAGUCUGGCUUGGCUCGACCUCCUUUCCUGUGUGCUUCUUCAUCCCUACGCAAUCUUUAAACUUUGUCAUCCGCUUGACCAGUGGUGGACGACUGUGUGUAAAGUUUUCGAGUUCUUGGUUCACACCACAUUCUGCUCCUCGGUCUGCCUGCUAACGGUGAUUGCCAUAGAUAGGUACUUGGCUGUGUGCAGAGCACUAUCUUUCAUCAGAUCUCAGAGAGUUUCCUACGUCAUGGUUGGAAUUGGUAUCGCUGUAGGAUGUGUUGGAAGUAUCCCGGUGUUAGAAUUCUACGGACAAACACACAACAAUAUUUCGGACGAUUCGCUGGGACUGUCCAUUCCUUACGUCCAAUGCGACGUCAGUGACACUUACAUAUUAUCAAAUCACAUAUUUUGGUAUAGCCGAGCAGAGUUUGUUAUGUUUAUCAUAAGUCUGGCGGUAAUAACUGUGUCGUAUGUGCUUGUCGCUUUGAAAGUGGCCAAAAGGAAAAUUGUUGGAACUUCUGAAACUCCACCUGAGGCGUCAGCAAACAGUCUGUCGCAAAGUACAUCUCACCACCGUAGAUAUUACGAAGCAUCGAAACGGCCCGUCGAAGCAUGGAUGUCAGCUUCUCAAGGGAGCGAAGAGAUGAGCAUUCCACAAGGUCCACUUAAAGAACAGCGACAGACGUCAACCACGACCGAUUCUAUAGGACCAAAUCGUAAAAGACGAGGAAUCCCACAAAAGACGCCAGCGGAAACGUUGCGAGUGUGCAUGAUGCUAGCUGUCAUUACUGUGGCGUUCCUUCUGUCCUGGCUGCCUUUAUUCCUUAUCAAAUUCGGUAUUCUACAAACACUGCCCCAGCUCGACUCUGGAGACUAUGUCAAUGAAACUUGGAUAGAGGGCGCCUUCGAUCAAGAGACAUGGAACCACUAUAACACAAACGGACCAAAAACUACAAACCGUUUGAAGGGCUGGCGUCGAAAGCUAAAUCUGAUGGUGAAGAAAGCCCAUCCGAACAUUUCUGAGCUCAUCGCCAUUAUCAAGACUUAA